Molecule: messenger RNA, 38237 nt
Organism: Porites evermanni
Lineage: Eukaryota; Metazoa; Cnidaria; Anthozoa; Scleractinia; Poritidae
Source: the annotation of a GenBank genome assembly
AUGGAGUACCAUAAACGACACCUCCAAAUUUCCAAAGAAGUAGGAGACAGGGCAGGACAAGGAAAAGCGUACUGUAAUCUUGGCAUCGCUUUAAGAAAUCUUGGACACUUCCAGAAAGCCAUAAAGUACCAUGAAUCAGCCCUCAAAAUUUGCGAAGAAGUGGGAGACAGGGCAGGAGAAGGAAUUGCCUACUGUAAUCUCGGCAUCGUUUUAAGAAAUCUUGGAGACUUCCAGAAAGCCAUAGAGUACCAUGAACGAGACCUCCAAAUUUCCAAAGAAGUGGGAGACAGGGCAGGAGAAGGAAUUGCCUACUGUAAUCUUGGCAACGCCUAUGACAGUCUUGGAGAUUUCCAGAAAGCCAUAGAGUACCAUGAACGAGACCUCCAAAUUUCCAGUGAAGUGGGAGACAGGGCAGGAGAAGGACAAGCGUACUGUAAUCUUGGCAACGCCCAUCACAGUCUUGGAGAUUUCCAGAAAGCCAUAGAGUACCAUAAACGACACCUCCAAAUUUCCAGAGAGGUGGGAGACAGGGCAGGAGAAGGAAUUGCCUACUGUAAUCUUGGCAACGCCUAUGACAGUCUUGGAGAUUUCCAGAAAGCCAUAGAGUACAAUGAACGAGACCUCCAAAUUUCCAAAGAAGUGGGAGAUAGGGUAGGAGAAGGAAAAGCGUACUGUAAUCUCGGCAACGCUUAUGACAGUCUCGGAGAAUUCCAGAAAGCCAUCCACUACCAUGAACGAGACCUCAAAAUUUCUAAAGAAGUGGGAGACAGGGCAGGAGAAGGAAUUGCCUACAGUAAUCUUGGCAACGCCUAUGACAGUCUUGCAGAUUUCCAGAAAGCUAUAGAGUACCAUGAACGACACCUUAAAAUUUCCAAAGAAGUGGGAGACAUGGCAGGAGAAUUAAAAGCGUACUGUAAUCUUGGGAACGCCAAUGACAGUCUUGGAGAUUUCCAGAAAGCCAUAGAGUACCAUGAACGACACCUCAAAAUUUCCAAAGAAAUGGGAGACAGGGCAGGAGAAGGAAAAGCCUACAGUAAUCUUGGCAACACCUAUGACAGUCUUGGAGAUUUCCAGAAAGCCAUAGAGUACCAUGAACGGCACCUCAAAAUUUCCAAAGAAGUGGGAGACAGGGCAGGAGAAGGAAAAGCGUACUGUAAUCUUGGCAACGCUUUAAGAAAUCUUGGAGACUUUCAGAAAGCCAUAGAGUACCAUCAACGACACCUCAAAAUUUCUAAAGAAAUGGGAGACAGGGCAGGAGAAGGAAAAGCCUACGGUAAUCUUGGCAACGCCUAUGACAGUCUUGCAGAUUUUCAGAAAGCCAUAGAGUACAAUAAACGACACCUUAAAAUUUCCAAAGAAGUGGGAGAUAGGGCAGAAGAAGGAAAAGCGUACGGUAAUCUUGGCAACACCUAUGACAGUCUUGGAGAUUUCCAGAAAGCCAUAGAGUACCAUGAACGACACCUCAAAAUUUUCAAAGAAGUGGGAGACAGGGCAGGAGAAGGAAUUGCCUACUGUAAUCUUGGCAUCUCUUUUAAAAAUCUUGGAGAUUUCCAGAAAGCCAUAGAGUACCAUGAACGACACCUCAAAAUUUCCAAAGAAAUGGGAGACAGGGCAGGAGAAGGAAAAGCGUACUGCAAUCUUGGCAACGCCUAUCACAGUCUUGGAGAUUUCCAGAAAGCCAUCGACUACCAUGAACGAGACCUUAAAAUUUCUAAAGAAGUGGGAGACAGGGCAGGAGAAGGACAAGCGUACUGUAAUCUCGGCAACGCCUAUGAUAGUCUUGGAGAUUUCCAGAAAGCCAUAGAGUACCAUGAUCGAGACCUGAAAAUUUCAAAAGAAGUGGGAGACAGGGUAGGAGAAGGGAAAGCUUACGGUAAUCUUGGCAACGCCUAUGACAGUGUUGGAGACUUCCAGAAAGCCAUAGAGUACCAUGAACGACACCUCAAAAUUUCCAAAGAAAUGGGAGACAGGGCAGGAGAAGGAAAAGCGUACUGUAAUCUUGGCAACGCCUAUGACAGUCUUGGAGAUUUCCAGAAAGCCAUAGAGUACCAUGAACGACACCUCAAAAUUUCCAAAGAAAUGGGAAACAGGUUAGGAGAAGGAAAAGCGUACUCUAAUCUUGGCAUCACUUUAAGAAAUCUUGGAGACUUCCAGAAAGCCAUAGAGUACCAUGAACGAGACCUCAAAAUUUCCAAAGAAGUGGGAGACAGGGCAGGAGAAGGAAUUGCCUACUGUAAUCUUGGCAACGCCUAUGACAGUCUUGGAGAUUUCCAGAAAGCCAUAGAGUACCAUGAACGAGACCUGAAAAUUUCCAGUGAAGUGGGAGACAGGGCAGGAGAAGGACAAGCGUACGGUAAUCUUGGUAACGCCUAUAACAGUCUUGGAGAUUUUCAGACAGCCAUUUACUGUUAUAAAAACAGUUUCAUUGCCUUCGACUAUAUCAGGGGAAAUCUCAUAUCUAAUGACGAAUGGAAGAUUAGUCUUGGGAGUACGUAUGAUAAUAUUAAUUUGAGGCUAUGGGGGCUACAGCUUAAACAAGGUAAAUUGGUCGAGGCACUUUUAACUGCUGAUCAUGGACGUGCCCAAGCUUUAAAUGAUCUUCUGAAGUUCAAGUAUGGGUUUAAAGGGUUGUCUCCAGAAAUAGGAACAUUCUCACCAAAACCUGACAUUCUUAAUUACCUACCAUCAAAUACAGCUUUUAUAGGUAUCAACGAGGAAGAAAUAGUUCUCUGGGUAAACGAGAAAGGAAACGAAAUUAAAACUAGAAAAACUCAGUUCGAUAUCUCCGUCAAAACCUAUUUUCAGUCUCUACUGGAGACUGCACUUGAAAAAAUAGGUGUGAGAGCUGAUGUUAACUGUGAAGAUCGCUCAUUAAGGAACCCAAGUGAUAACAAGUUAGCAGAAAAAAGAUCCAGCAAACCAAGGUCUCAUUCCUCAUCUUUUGAGACAAAGUCAUUACAAGCAUUUUACAAAGUUGUUAUGGACCCUAUAAGAGACUUACUCCAAAGCGAUGAGGUUGUAGUUGUUCCACAAGGAACUCUUUGUUUGGCCCCUUAUGCUGCUUUCAUUGACUUGAAAUCUAAGUACCUCUGCGAAACUUUUAGAAUUCGCCUACUUCCCUCACUUUCUAGUCUGCGAUUAAUCCAAAAUUGUCCAGCAGAUUGGCACAGCAGGACUGGCGCUCUUCUCGUCGGCGAUCCGUGGGUACAGGAGGUAGUUUAUGAAGGAAUGAGGCUAGAGCAGUUAGCGUGGGCCGCAAAGGAAGUGCAGAUGAUUGGGGAAAUACUUCAAACUGAACCUCUCGUUGGAAAGCAGGCAACAAAAGAAGAAGUCUUAACACGUAUCUCCUCGGUUGCUUUGGUGCACAUUGCUGCUCACGGUGAAAUGGAAACAGGAGAAAUUGCCUUGGCCCCAAACACAACACGUUUAUCCGUGAAUCCAGCCAGGGAGGACUAUCUCUUAACUAUGAAAGAUGUUUUAAAGGCGCAGAUUAGGGCAAGACUUCUUGUACUUAGUUGUUGUCAUAGUGCCCGGGGAGAAGUCAAAUCUGAAGGUGUGGUCGGUAUUGCACGGGCAUUUUUAGGUGCUGGUGCUCGCUCUGUUCUGGUAUCCCUGUGGGCGAUCGACGACGAAGCUACUAUGGAGUUCAUGAAAGUUUUCUACCAACAUUUAGUCCAUGGACGAAGUGCCAGUGAGGCUCUGAAUAAAGCCAUGAAAUCUAUGAGAGAAUCUGACCGCUUUAACGCAGUGAAGUACUGGGCACCGUUUGUUCUUAUUGGUGACGACGUAAUGCUGGAGUUUGAAGGCAUUCAAUAAAUAGCAAGGUAUUUUGGGAUAUUUAAACCUUGGAAAAUCGUACGUGCUUUACGAAACGUAAUUUUAACAAGGAAUUAUUUUUGCCAUUUUAUUGAGCAACGAACUCAUGUAGCAGGCGUCAAAAGGGGUAAGGGUUUGAAAGGGUGGAGGGGGUGGCUAAUUUGAUGCAAUGGGAUUAGUAGAGGAUUAAAAGCGGCCAACUGUUGCAAUGUCAUGUAAUGUGGAAAUAAUGAUACCUUGAUAAAAUUAUAAAUUGGAAGGAGUUUGAGGGAAAACUAUCUUUCAUAAUAUUACGACUGUAAUUUGUCACCAGUCCGGUUGUCAAGCGAGUCCCAGGGGCGGGCCCAGGGGUAGGGCAUAUGACAGCACAUCUGAGCGAUAAAAAUUCCAUUUCACUUCAAUCUUCAAAUCACACACAAAGUGUGAGCCUUGUUCAGAAGGUCACUUAUCACGAAGCAUAUCUGACAGUGUCAACCGGUGCCACGUAGCGUCAAUCUGCCAAUGACAGGUCAAUUUUACAACAACAAUGGAGUGUGCCUUUGGUAGUUCUUUUGGCAGUUAAACACUAGAAAAAUUAUUACAAGUAUCAUGAUUUUUUCACAUUUCAAAGUAUCGGUGGCCCCGUCUGAGUUCGUUGCACUGUGACUUACAUUCGAACCUGAUGUAAGCGACGACACAAAAUGCGAAGAUCAAAUUUCCGGUCGAUUAUUUUACAGAAGGUAGUCGCUUGGUCUCCAGAUAUGAUAAAUCCUCUAUUAAGCCUCCCGGGAAUUUAUUCAUUUCAAGAACGUUUGAGAGGGAGGAGGAGCUUAUUUAAUUAAGCGAAGAUUGUGAUAUCAUUUCUCCAUAAAGAACUAGAACCUAAAAAACCUAAAAAAUCUCAGGCACAUGAAGUUGGAGGUCAUGAUUAGCCGAAGAUUAAAAUCAAAUGGGAACUUUAAGUUCGUGAAUAAACCAUAGCCGAUAAUCAGUCCACAUGAAGGGUUACAGUCGUGAUAAAUUAAUACAUCUAUUAUACGUCUAUUAUAUAAGAAUAGGGAGAGGAUGCUUGAAAGACAUAGGAGGUUUAAUAACUUUCCUCUGAAAAGGGGAGCUUAUGAGAGAGGGCCAGGCUUAAUAGGGAAUUUAUGGUAUUCAAGUUUAUUUAAAUGUACAAUAAGUCUAAUCAUUGCUUGAAGUUACGAUUUUAAAUGGGACCCUUGCUCUAAUACAUUUAGGGCGUGUUCGAUUCAACGUAUUCUGCGUCUUAAUUAAAAAUAAAUAAAUACAGUAAACUCGCUAGAAAUCACUUGUUCUGUCUUUCAUUCUGUUGCAAUAUCUACAAAAUGGCUUGAAAUAAAGUAUUUUGAUCUAUAUAAACCUUAAAUGGUUCAAGAAUUAGGGUAUAGAAGAGGUUUGUAUCAAAACUUUCGCGUAUUCUUAUUCCGGAGUACGAUCAAUCGAGCACACUCUUAAAAGUCAGUUGUCAAAAUGUUAUGCCUCGCCAGAUGAAGUCACUAUCCUUUUCUUUUGUUAGCUUGCUAACGUUGCUUUUUGCUGUUGUCGUUGUUGUUGUAUAGGUAUGAUGAAGAAUGCAGUGAAGCAGUUCCUAACUACCUGAGGGUGAAGUCAGUUUCUUAUUUUGUCACAAUUACGAGGUGGAGCGUUCCUCGCAACAAUAGGAACGCUUUAUCCAGAAGAGAUAAUUAUAUGCUGUUAAUAUUUUGCGUAGUCUGAAAAUUACAGUGUACGUUUCGUAGCUUAUUCGACCAGUCAUGUGCACUUGAAACUUGUUUUAUAGUCACCUGAAAAAUAUCGGGAAUCAGUAGUCAAUUUCGGUUAUUUUCAUCGAUACCACAUGGGACAGAGGCACUUUAGACUAGCAAUUUAUUAUAGCUCUUUCCUGUUACAUUAUGUACACAGUUCUAGUUUUUAAUUCUUUUGGUAGAUUGGUUUAAGUUUAUUAGUGUCUAGAUUGGUUUGAUUUAAGUCUAUAUGACCUUCAAUUAUACAUAUGUAUAGAGGAUACGUUUUACACCUCGCCUAAAUUGUGCCUAUAGAAAUUAAGACGGUAUCCACCAGCAAUGAUGUGGAACUUAAUUGUAAUGCUGACUAGGAACGUAUACCUUAGGUACCUAAGGUCAUAAAACACUGGCCAGUACAAAUGUCGUAUACCUUAGUGAAGCGGUGUCCUUGUUGGCUGAUCGAAAUCUUCGUUAUAGUUUUUUAAACAAAACGGAAAAUUGAGCUAAAUCGUCAAAUUAGAUAAAAUAAAGAAAUAAAUAGGAUUCCUCAUGAGACAAUGUAGAAAGUUUCUGAUAGGGUUGUCUACUGACACCACCUGUUGAAUGCAGUAAGCGUACCCAACAUAGCAGGGGCAAGAAGUGUAGCAAGCAAACGUAGCAAGAGAAGUAUACCAAACGUACUGUAGCAAGCGCAGCAAGUGUAUCGUAGCACCCUCAAGCGUAGUAGCAAACAUAACAAGUGUAACAAGUGUAGCAAGCGCCGGUAGCAAGUGUAGCAAGCAAACUUUGCAAACGUAUAGCACGCGUAGCAAGUGUACCGGCAAACGAAGCAAGCGUAGCAAUUGCAGCAAGCGUAGCAGGUGUAGCAAGUGUAGCAAGAUGAGCAAGCGUAGCAAGUAGCAAAGUGAAGUAAGUGUAGCAGGUGUAGCAAUUGGACUGUUAUAAUAACAAUCAUUUCGGCUAAUUAUGUUUUACUUGUAGGGCACAAGUGAUUAUGUAAUAUUGGUGAACAUACUGGUAAUUCGUUUGUUUUACGUUUUUGACUAUAAGCGCAAGCUCUCAGCAAGACUUGAAAUGUUUGCGUUACUACACAUUACUCUCCUAACCUUCUUAGUGCCAAGCAGUGGUGGUUUACAUAAAAUACUCAUACAAGAGGUAAGACGUUACUGUUAAAGCAGGCAAUGGGUACCAGGGGUUUUUCUCCCGCUGCUUCCGGCGUUUAAAUCACGGAUCUACGUUUAUAACACGGGUCUGCAUUUCUCGAAACUCCCGAAAAACUAUGUUACGUGAACUUAGUUCAUGAAAUGAAGUCGGAUUUCUAGCAUUUUUUGACUAUUUUAAGGAAAGCGCCGGCUAUAAAAUAGAGAAAUUAAUUGGGAAGGUUUGUCUAAAAAGCUAAUCCCAAGUGCUAGAAAACAAACUUGAAAAAUUAUGUUUGGGCAUGAAACGUUUCCCGCAGUUUUGAGAGACGCACACCAGGUAAAGCAAAUCCUAUGGUUUUCAUGGUCUCAUUCCGUUACUGCAACUUCACCGAUUAAAUGUCAGAACCUCUGGAAAUGCGCUGGUGUCCGGUUAAUAGAGGUUUGGCUGUAUCUUUGUCUACCUGUUAUAAGUAAUUCAGCUUCCAGCAAAUAUGAAAGCACACAAACCAUCUUCAGUCUUUGCAUGAUUAAAAUGGACAACCUUCCCCAGUUCCCGAAUACUUUUUGUCACAUGACAUAUUUUACAUAUAUUCCUUGAAAAUCAAUACGUUUCCCGGCUGUAUGCCCUUUUGAGGUUCCUUGAUAAUUAAUUUUUAAGGGGUACAAAGGAAGUUUGAAUAAAGGGACGACAUUCCUUCCCCUAAACUGACCUAUACCGUAAAAGAUCUAUUAAACCCCUGGGGUGUGUGUUAAUUUAUUUUAAGUUUUCAGAGGGACCUCUUCUGUAUCCGGUAUCAGUAAUAGGGGGGCGUUUAAAAACAUUUGAGUCUUGGUAAAUGAAUUUGCCAAAAUAUAUACAUUACAAUUUCGUCCCCGAUGCCAAUAGGGAACUUAAGCAACAACGACGGCGAAUUUUUCUGGAGUUGAUUUUUAAAGACUGUAUCAAAGUUCAAGAAAAGAAAAAGAAAAAAGAAAGAAAGUCGUUGUCUUCGUUCACGUCCUCGACAAAACGUCAAAUUAGGCACUUUCACGUUGUAGUAGUGCAGCGACGGCAAGGAAAUGUAGAAAAAAGCGUGAUAUAUAUGCAAAGUUGUUGUUUUGCCAAAUGAAUCUAAACCAAGAGAGAGUGAUCUAGCUCAUUCUCUCUCUUGUCUAAACCUAUUGCUUUUUUGCCGUUCUUUUUGUCUUUGGUCAAGCUCCCUAAUGUCGAUAUUAUAAAAAGUGGUCCUAAACUUCCAUAGAGGGCUGAGAUGUAUGCCCUUCUGCCUGAUCUUGCCUAGGAAAAAACGUUUUCAGCAAAGAUAAUUAAUAAAAAAAACCUUCAGAGGCGUUACCCACGUGAUUGAACUAGAUCAAGAGCCAUUAUGGCUCUUGACUAGAUAUGGUGUGUACUUAGUAGGGUAGGGUUGGGAAUAUUAUAAGGUAGGGUAGGGUAGGGUUGGCUAGAGACUAUUAGUAAGGGCUUAUAAUCAGAAGCUGCGCUUUUAUUGGAUUGUUCGCGCUGGUGACUCAUUUAACUUGAAGUUUACUCUGAUGACCAAACGAUUAUUUUGAACUUGACAAGAAUUCUGCUGCCUCAUACAGAAACGUCAUUUAGACUAUUUAUCUGCUAAAGUUCCCUUUAUAUUUUCCUCUUGGAUAUAACAUUUAAUGUACAUUUAUGUGGAGAAGGUAGGCGGCAGUUUUAAUUUGAGCCACUUUUGACGGAAAAAACGUGUAAAUCCCUAUGACAUAGCUCGUCUGACAUUUGAUGUCAGAGCGAAUUUAUCAUUCAGGUAUUGCAUGUAACAAGAAAGCGUCAAAGCAAAAUUCUAACCCAAAUUUAGCCUGAAGUGUUAACCGCUUUCUCGCCCGACACAUUACGCUAGUUAACCUUAAAAUCCAAUCCCAAUCUCGACAGAAACGCGAGUCCCGUUUGCUACUAAACCAAAUUGAAAAACGCUUCUCGGGCCCUAAAGGUUUUCUAGAUUUUUGAGAAACGCACGCUUGAAAAGUUUUAGGGAGCUCCGAGAAAAGAACGUCUGAAAUUUAUUUCUGGUCAACUUAGACUAAGACUCUUAGCCAUGGACGUAACGAAACUUUAGCUUGUGUCGAGGGGUCAUUGUUAUGUCAAACUUUCACCAUCUUCAUCUUUCAGAUGGGGUUAUUAUUAUUUCCUUUAUAACAUUUCUUGUUUCACCUGGUGAGUUUUUUAAGGGUUUGUUUUGAGGGAGUUGCGAGCGUUUUAUCGAACAUCUGAAAACUGACAGCCGUCGUCAGUCAACAAAAGUUCUUUGAAGAGCCACGUUUUACCCUGGAUUCAGUGCGCAUUCUACUACGGCUGUGCAUCAUGUUCAAUUAGGAAUCUACGGCCUGGCCCAUAGAGGCUAUUACAAUUUUUUUUUUCUCGCUAACUCAGUUAUCGCGCGAUUUAGUAUACUUUGUCUGAGAAAGUUCGAGCUCACGAUAAAGUUUUUUUUUUAACUGAGAACUUUAUCGCGCGAUAACUUUUUAAACGUCGAAGAUCAAGCACGUAAUCUACAAACAUGGCGUACAGGUGUUUCGCUCUGCUAGAAAUCUCUGUUCUAUUUGCGUUAAUUCAUUCAUCAAGCGCCGUCCUGCCGCCUUAUAUCGGUGGUGAUUUGCAUCAUGAAAUAGCUAGCGGAGAGAGACGAGCUAAUCAGGAGUUACUUCAGUAUAUGGGUCUGAAUUAUUCUAAAAUAUUAUUCUACGCAAAGUAAAAAAAGUGCAAUAAAAUAAACAUUUAUAUUUUGGAUCCAAAGGUUUUAUCCAAGUAACAUGGAUUUCAUUAUCCGGCAUAGCAUUUUCCCCGACUCCACAGUUUUUUUCAAUCGGAUCCAACAUUACGUUUUUAUUCCUGAGAUCCAAAGUUCUUGCUAGGGAUCCAAAGUUAUUACUCCGGAUCCAAGGUUUUACUUCAGAUCCAUAAAUCCAAUCCAAUUAAUAUUCCGACACUCAAAUUUGAACACGUGACAAGUUUAAAAGACUGUUGCUCGGUAUUUUUGAAUCAAGGAAAGAAUUUUUUCUGUGCUGGUGUUUAGGAUCACUUCUUAUGGCAGAACGGCAACAAAAUCAAUAGAUCUAAUUAGCAAACAAAAAAACGUUGCACGGGCAGCACACAUUUUUGUACAUUUCUUUGCGUUGCUUUGCACCUGACUGCAAUAGAGCUUUACCGUCCUUGCACGAAUACGACGUGAAAAUGCCUAAUUGCAAGUUUUAUGGGGGACGUAAACAAGCGACGACGAAUCUCUGUUACUCUCUCUAAACUUGAGUGCGGUCCUCAAGAAAUCAACUCCAGGGAAAUUCGCGUACCCUUGCCAUUUUCAGCAAAUUGGAAUAAACGCGACAAAGAUAGAAAAAACGGGAAUUCUUUUCAAACUGACGUUUUCGUUGGCGUUGCCGUCGUCGAUGCUAAAGCUCCCUAAUGCCGUUUUCUACGUGCAGCACACGUUUUUGUACAUUUCUUUGCCGUUACUUUGCAUAACUAUAAUGCCGUUUUGUACGGGUAAACCCGGGUAAACUAACAUCAAAGCCAGAACUCGAGCAUGGACUCGACGCAGGACUCGACCAAUUUUUCGCUUUCCCGCCAUUUUCACCUUUUGCAAGUCACAUGACCAUUAAGAGGAGGGUUUUCGUGGCAGUCAUGGAAAGUAAGGGUUAGGGUAAGAUUAGGUUUGGUUUUAUUUGUUUAUGUAUUAUUUUUAUAUAUUUUUUUAUGCUUACAGAAAAAAAUAGAAAAGUCCUAACUAGAGUCCUGGUUCGAGUCCUGGCUCGCUAUAUUGGCAUCCUCGUAAAAGUCACGUCUCAAUAGGCCACUUGCACUGAUAGGUCACGUGACCAAUGCUUCCUUUAAACAAUGAGUUGGAAUCUUUCUGAUGCCAAAAAUUGACAUAGCACAUAAAAAUUAUCUUAAGCCGAAAUUUGAGAGGAAACACAUUUAAGGGAGAUAUUUUAUGCCACUUUGAUUUUUCAACAAAGUAGUUUGAUUUGUAUUGGCCGCCAUGUUGCCCUCCAACAUGGCGGCCAAAACUACUUUUUGCUUAUAUCUUGUCAAAAGUUUGAUAGCUACUCUCAGAUGUGCUGUAAACGUUACCGCAUCAUCUUUUCAACAUUUUCCUUGCAGUUUAAGUGCAAAAUUUGUGUUCAAAAAGAGGUAAUUCAUAAUUUUAAAAAUCACAUUUUGGUCACGUGACCAGCUACGAACUUACCCAUUUUAAGAAAAUGGUGCGGGUUUGAAAAACCAACUCACUGUUAUUUUGUUUAAGAUAUGACCCACAAAUCGUUUUUCGAAGGCAAAAUCAUAUAACUUUCAUUUUCAUAAAAACGAUGUCACAUGACCUCUUAGUGCAAAUGGCCUUUUAAUUUAAUGGCCAACGGGGAGGAAGCAAAUUUUCCGGAAAAAAAUUCUUACAAAGGGUUGCACUCAAAAAAAAAAAACAUUCUUGGACAGGCAAUCGCAAGAAAAACAUUCUUGGUUGCCUAAAGACCCCCCAACAACCCCUUCCCCAUCACUUUUCUAAUAGUCCUUCUCUAACUGACCAACUAACCCCCAGCAGCUCACCACUCAAAACAUACACCGGAAUAAAAUAUUGCAAUUUAAAAGACAUUCAUAAGUCAAUCCAUUACACAGCUUGAUGUUCUCUUGAGUUUUCUAUAAUUGUUGACUGAAUUAAAAACACUUCGUCUGUCUUUACUUCUCAGUUUUGUCACACAAGAAGUUUCUAAAGUAGUCAGCAUAUUCUUUAGGAAUAAGAUCCUCUCCUUCAAGUAUCUCAUUGAGAUAAAUUUGGCUCGGUUUUAGCCCCUCUUUAACAUACUCUUCACACGCUUGAUACGCUGUCGCAUCCACGAUUUCGCCGCUUUUUCUCUUCACCUGUACGAUCACUCUCCGAAGCCUCCCUGCUUCGUGUUCAUCUAACUUGGCUAAACUUCCUUUCAAGCAGAUGUACAAGGCACCAUAAACGGUUGACUCCUUAUCUGGGAUAAUAUUAGCAUAACCAAAGCCAUCGUCUUUCCAUAUACUCAAUACGACGCGAAAUCCUCGAAGCACUGCGCUUUCGCGAGAGAUGAACCUAGUGCCGCGUUCCCGCAUUUUUCUUGCUCUCAGAUUUGACCCAAAAGCAAAGUAAAGCUCUGUUUCUUCCAUGGGUGUACAGUGUCCUUGACUGUUUUAUACCAAGUUGUGGUCGCUGAUGAAAAUGAGUCACACUUGAUCGCCCUAGUGUGCGAUGAUGCUCACAGUUGCAUCUCGUUAGCUCAUUAGCUGUCCAAGGCGUUUCAAAGUCAUGGAGUGGCGUGAAGGAGAGUGGCAGCGGACCUGCCAUUCGAAACGAGUGAAAGGUGAAAAUCCCUCCUUGACUUGCUCCCAAUCUUCACGUGGCUCCGCCGCCAAAAAAACUACAGCACUCGCGGCUAAAUCGCUAGCAACGCAAGCUAAGGAGAGUGUGAGUCUCCGUUCCCUUUUUCAUGCCGAUCUCUUCUAUUUCUUCUCUCCAUGAGUCACCACUUUAUGAAUUCGGCACCCCAUGUAUGGUAAUCAUCCUAGAAUACGAGCAGUAUCUCUUUUUUUUAAUAGUCCGUCGAGCAAAACGCGCGACACAAGCAAAGAACAUGGGCAUAAAUGAAGGCGCGAGACAGGAGAGCACGCUCUUUCCUUCCAUCUUUCGUGUGCGUGCACUCCCCUCACUAAAUCCGAAGAAAAAGAGAGACUGCUCGCAGUUUAUAAUCAUCCGGAAUCAGGGAAAUUUUUUAGUUUAGAAUCCAGAGUCCUGGGCUUUGGAAUCCCUAAUUUAGCUAAAAAAAAAUCCAGAAUUCUGCUGCCGUUAACUGAGAAAAUGCUUUUGAUCAAAAGAAAAACAAACCCAGAUUUUGGAUAUCUCAAGGAAUUACGUCUUGCACAAGACUCUUUGCAGAUGAUAUGAAGGUGUAGACCUUGGGUACUGAGGGACACUAAGAAAGAUGUGGAAGAACUCGGCAGAAAGAUCUUACUCGUUUGGAAUCCCGGGGAGGGUACUCCCAUACAUUACCAAGAGCCAUCAUAAGUCCAAGAGAGGAUAAAGGGGACAGAGAGGGCAUCCUCCGUACUCACCUUAUUCCAUAGGUAAUUCGUCUCGAGUUAUUUUUAAGACCACAGAUCCCAAGGGGGAUUGGACAACAGCCAAUCACAUAGCUCGAAUGUGUUCCGCGUGGAUAACCCACGCUCAGAGCCACGCGUCCUUCACGAAUUGAGGCAGAAAAAAAUGGCGGAAGACGCGGAGAGCGAUAUUGCUAUUCGUUUUGUCGACGAAAACGAGAGAUUUUUGCUAAAGCUGUGUCAGCGAAACGAAAAUUAAAAAAGAAUCGCCCUUCCUCUCUUGCAUAGAGCUAACAAUACAGCAGGGAAAUCCUUAACACACUGAAUAUUCCCUCAGGAUAAUCUAUAAUUUACAGUUUGAAGAGAGCAAUUUCUGGUUUGAUAUUUAUUCUUUCAUUAGUCUUUUAUUAUUCAACAAAAAUAACACUUGGCGUCCUAUAAUAAUAAUGACAAUUUAAUAACUUCUAGAGCGCUAUUUACAUUCACUGAUCAACAGCGCUUAACAACUUAAAAAACUACAAUAAAAUUCAAAUUUGUAAAACUAAUUACAUGUUCAUGCAUAUUACUUGCUACUUGCAAAUAACAUGUUUGCUGGCCAAAGUUAUCUGGCCGCUUUAAAGAGUAAAACAAUUUCGUGACUCCAAUGCUAUUGAAGCUCAAUUUGACUAAAGUGCCCAACAGUUUCUCAGCAGCGAUUCCCUUUUCCCAUGUGAGCGCCGACUCAUUUCGCUUCAAUAUUCAGAUAUGCUCUCGAUCUCUUUACGCCUUCAUUGCCCUUCGCCAGACAUGUUUUGCACGGCGUUUAGUUAUGCGAAACCUCCACGAAACCUCCACGCAGCGCGCGAGGUAACUUUAUCCCGAUUCUAAAAAUAACUCGAGACGAAUUACCUAUGCAAUAGGGUGUAUAUGGGGGAUACCUUCUUUGUCCCCUUUAUCCUCUCUUGUUAGUCCUAUUAUGGCUCUUGACAUUACCUAUAUGGGUAUGUGCCGCCCAACGGGGUCGUGAUUUUGAAGCUCCUGAUUUAGAACGGGGUAUCCAUUUCAGAGGCGUUUUCUAGAACGGGGUAUAAUAUUUAGAACACACGAUAGCUCCAGUUUUGAAAGCAGCCAUUUGAAAUUAUUCAAGGACAGAUUGCUUUUAGAAAUACGGUUCAAUGCGUUAACAAGCAAACUGUAUUGUUGCACCCUCUGUUUUAGCGUGCAGGGUAGGCGUAUUUUGGCGCGAGCCCAUUUCUAGAACGGGGUAUCAGUUUUAGGGCGAAUUCUAGAACGGGGUAUAAAAAAAUGGCCCAUUUCUGGAACGGGGUAUCAAUUUUAGGGGAAAAUUUUUUUAGAACGGGGUGCCAAGAGAAGACAGAUAGUAUCUGAGAAGACAGAUAGUGAGUACAAUGUAUAAUAAAUGGGGUUAUAGGUGUGAAAAUCCGAGAUUUUGGAAAAGGGGAAAUAAAUCAUUUCAUCCUGGAGUAGGCCUGGGAACAAGUUUCGAAGGCUCAAUCAAGAGAAGCUGUACAGCGGUUAUAAGCUGAAGCACUGGAAAAUUCAAGAUGGAGGACGGUAAGCAUGCUUCCCCCCGGACUUAUUGCUUAAAUUUAUCCUUAAUUUGGCGCUAUUCAGUUUUAAAAACAUGUCUUCUUUAUGUUAUUAAGUCUUUUUUCUUAUUUAUUUCACGAAAAUGAAACGUUUCCAACUCUACGCAGCGUUGAUUUUCAGCUUUUUCGUGAUUUGGUCUGGUUUGUAACGCUAUGUCGAUGAGUUAUUCUUCUGAUUUCAACUAAUCUCACUAGUAUUACAUAUCUAAUCUUUGAGGGUUUGAUACUUCAAUUUAUAAUUGGUUUCAGGUGCUAGGAGAAUCUCUGCCAUUACUCUCAUAAAAUGAUCGUGAAAAAUGUACCUUUUUCCUUUGUAAAUAUCAUUUUUUGGUCCAGGAAUUCUCUCAAAAUGCUAACAGUAUGAAAUGUAUUUCUUUUAGUUGUUGAUCAGUUGUUUAGCUCAGUUUCCAUUGGGAUCAUGUGACCCUUUAUAAGCCGCUCCUUGAGAAUUUCACAGUACUUGACACUGAACAGUUUACUCGUGGCGGCUUUUUUCGGCUUCUUUGAGGUUUAUGGGAUUUCCUACAUUUAAUUUGUACUAAUUGUACUUUUGCAUUGCUUUUUCAAAAUGAUCUGGCAUCCGUUUACUUUGUUAAUUUUUUGCUUAGCGUAUCUUGUCAGUGCUUAUGAUGUAUCUUACAUCUAGCUGUUCUUAGUGCUCUGUAUUUGUAUUUUUUGCAUAUAUCCCCUAUAUUUUGGUGCUUUUGCUGUAACUCUUAUUGGUAUAAUAAACAAUUAUUUUUUUGUAAUUACGUAUAACAAUUUUGAAAUAUCACUUGUGGUAUUUAUGCCAAAUAUCACUACCUAUAUUACGUAUACUAACGUAAAGUUCCUGAGCACAUAAGCAAGUGUAAUUAGAAAAAAUAAUAUUAACAAAGUGAUCUAGACAUUAUCUCUUUUAGUGCCUGGAAAAAUACCUGUAAAUCCAUGACAAAAGAUCUCUAUGCAUCAUACCAAAGAGAGACUAAUCUGUUAGUUUUUUAUGUUGUUUUGGUAGAUCUUGAAUUGGAGCAUGAGGGAGCAGCUGCAGGAUCCACCUCACAGCCAGUUAGGCGAAACAUUUCUUUAAAACUGAAAGCAAAGAGCAAGUCAGCAAGCUCAUUGUCAUCUGGGAAAAGCAAGAAAAAGGAAGGAAAAAGUGGAGAAAAGUCAAGGACAGGAUCUGAAGGUAAAGAAGUCAAUUUUCUUCAACGCUGUACAAUGUAUGUCCAGUUUUAAGCCAUGCUGUCAUGUUGUUUCCUUAGAAUAAAAAUAAGCAACAUUGACAAGUUUUUCAUUAUUUUUACUGUGAAUGUUUGUUUAUUCAAAACAGACAAUCAGUAUUACAGUGGAACCUCGAUAUAAUGAAACUCUGUACAACGAAGUCCGGUAUAACAAACGAUUUUCUUUACCCCAGUCAUAGUAAGAUAUGAAAAAGAACCUCGAUAUAAUGAAACCUCGUCGAUAUGGCAAACACAUUUUGCCAGUCGCCUAGCCCUUCGUUAAAUCGAGGUUCCACUGUGCAGAUGUUUCUAGAACCUUCUGGAAAAACCUAAUUGGAAAAACAGGUUUUUCAAGAAUGGUCUUUUUGUUGUUACAUCUUACCUGUUUUCACCCUUUUGUCACUAACUAGUCUGUCAGAGAGUUCUCUUGUAUUUUGGCUCAUAAAUAAAUUUCAAUUUGUCUUUGAAAACGUCCAAGGCUCUGGUAAAUUUAUUAAGUUGAAUGCCAACAAGGGUGUCCUGUGAUUAGCUAGUAUCCCAUCCAGAGAGGUUAGCCAUACUCCUACGGUGUAAAUGCUUCAUGCUACAGAAAUUAGGUUAUGCUCUGGCUGUUUGGGCGUCAAGAUGUAGGUCUGCCUCUACCUGCUUUUGCACCGAGUUACACUGCUCUUUUGGAUGUUAAUUCUUGCCUUCAGUUGUACUGUUAUUUAUUGUGUACUGUAAGUGUCAAAAUUCUAUCCUCAUGGUAAAAGUUCUUAUAUUUUUUAAAAGAAUUUGUCAUUCAUGUGUACCAGCUGCCAUACAACCAUGAUUUUUUGUAAUGAAAUAGAAAAAGAGUUGUGUGUUUCUUUACACAAAUCCUGGUCAAAAUUAUUUGUUUAUAUAAUUUUGCCUGGAUUUGUGUCAAAGUUUUUCAGGUAGAGGCCAUAGAGUAUAGUUAGGUUGUAAUGACAGGUUGUUCAGUCUUCAGAUGAUAAGAUUUAAGUAAAACCACGUAAACUCAAACGUAAGUUCAAGUUCAAGUUCACUUAGUCACAUUUAUUCAAUUACCAUACAACAACAAAUAAGAAAAAAAAGAAGUAAAACAGAGCUAACUAUACAUUGAAUUAAACAUAACAAAGGAAAAAAAGUGUGUUGCAGCCAAAGGACCCAAGCUUUCGAGUUGGCUUCUACCACAGAGCGGUUACAUCUUGCUCAGUGCCAUUUUGUUGUAAAAUUCCUCUUAGUUGCAAGAAGCCCUGGAUAGUUAUUUUAUGCUUAGGUGUUUGUCAUAUCUAUUAGGUGAUAAGGAAAGUAAAAGGAAAGAGAAAUCCCCUGGAACAGCUGCCACAGCUCAAGUGGUUGUUAUAAGAGAACUCAAGUGGGAUCAUCAAGUAUGUACUAUUAAUUUUUAUGAUUUCUGCUCAUUUAGUUCCAGUCACUCAGCCCCUAUUUGAAAGUCGUUUACCGUAAACGACCUAAUAAACGUCUACUUCUAAUUAAAGCACCCUCAAUGCUGUUAAAAUUUUAUUAGAUGCCCUCUGUAAUAAACGCCCCUGUCUAAUAGUUAGACGGCUCCCCAUAAGAAUUACUCCAAAACACUAGGAAUUAGCAAAAGGAGCAAAAUCAUUCAAUUCAUUCAGUUUCUUGCUUGAUUAGCAAGGGUAAAUGUGUAUUUCAUCUUGUUCAAUGUCAAGUUAAAAGUGCGGAUAGACUAACGAUGCCAACACAAUAACAAUGAACAAGCAUUCUAACAUCAAUGUUGGGAUUUGAAAAAGAGCGAUAAUAUAGAUCUCUAGACGGCCUAGACGUAUCAAUUGAUAGAGUGGAUAUUCCGCUAUUUUUAAACUCUCUUGAUAUUUUUGCUGAAAGCAUGUUAGGUUUGUUGAGCUUGUUACAGUUAUGAGAAUAAACCCUUCUCUCUUUUAAACGCCUCCUUUCUAUUAAAGACCCCAACCUUGGACCCCUAGAAUUAACUAGACACCCUGGGUGUUUAUUAGGUCAUUUACAAUAACCCCCCCAAAUUAAAGUGCCUAUCACCCGUAUUCAGUUAUAUUAAAUUUCGAACAUUUAUGUAGUUUAAAGAAUUUUUGCAAAGAAAUAAAAGUUAUUUUGCGUUUCAACACACUUUUAUCGAAGGACAAAAUUGGCAAUUUGAGGCUAAUUUCUUGUCAUAUUUAUUCAAAAAAGAGUGAUUGAGAGACUGGGCACUAAAUGCUUGUGAUGUCAACCGGGUAUCUUGUAGCCAAUCAUGUUAUUGCUGAGGUACCGGGUUGACGUCACAGACUACGCGACCCAGUCCCCAAUAAGGCACAUUUUUUACUUCGUGAACCGGGAUUUUGAUUGCUUGUUAAAAAUCAAGAUUGAGCUCAAAUCCCAUUCUAUUGCUUGUUUUUGCAUGUUAUAUGUUUCUACUUCUUAAAAAGAAAGAUAUUGGCUAUGGGUUAUAGGCACUUUAAGUCAUUAUUUUUUUCAUCUUAAAGAUUUUAGCCCCGUACUUGUAGAUGAGAUAACUUUGGCUCUAACGUUUCUGUUAUCAUAUCAGUUUUGUCAUUCAAACAAGACAUUUACUGUUAGGUUUCAAAAUAGUAAAGCUUAUCCUCCUGUCUUCCUCACAGAUUUUGCCAAUUGGGCAAAAAGUGCAAGAUCCACUUCUCCACCUUUGUGAAAAGGGCUCUCUCCCUAUCCUUGUUUGUGGCUACUGGUAUGUAUAACAAGUAUUUACAAGUAUGUACUCCUUUACCAGGGUGCAAAGAAAGUCGUGUCUGAUAGCCCGGGACUAGUGGAUUUUGUUAUCAGGCUAGUGAAUUCUGUUCUCAAUUUACCCUAUUGGCAAAUGGAUUUUUUUUAGGAAAUUCACAUUACAGGAAAACUGUAAUCAAUCCUGCUCAUGAAAAUUUUUUUCGGGUUAAUUAAAAUGGCUCUUGGGCUGGUACAAUGUACAUGCUAGUUGCAGCUUGCACGUAUGGCAAGCAAUGCAAAACUGACUUUCUUUGCACCCUGUUUACUCCACGAGUUAAUGACAUAAUCUCGUGAUGUAUGAAUGCACUGAGGCUCUUGUUUGUUAGUCUGUGGAUGAAAGUCUUGGUGUUAUCUUCUAAAUUCUCUUUGAUGGAACCUCUGCAAGAUUUUUUUUUUAAUAAUAAUAUUUUUCUGGAGCUCUCAGUUUUUCAUUUUUAUAACUCCAGUGUUAUUCUGCUGGUGUAUCUCCUAUGGUAUCUUGUGAUCAGUACUUGAACUGUUGUAACAAAAUUGUUGUAGAAUUUAGUGGUAUCCAGAUCAUUGAUUAUAGUGGAUAACUGAUAAAAAAACCUCCAGUAACUGGAUAUUGACGAGGCCUUAUACACCUACUGGUGCGAUGAGACAUGAUGAUGAUGAUGAACUGGAUAUUGAUCGUGGAAAAUGUUCACAUGAAUAUCCACCCAAAAUAAAAAUAAAAUUUAUAGUUGACAAAUCAUGUCUUUUAGAAUAUUAAAACCUGGGCGCUGUAUUUUUAAUGUCUCAUACAGUGAUGCAGCUUUAAUGCAUUGAUGACCCUUUUCUGAUACCUUUCAUACACGUAUGUUUUUGUCAUGUUCCUGGAAAUAAUGUGCAUCAAUGGCCCUGCUUAACUCUCUUUAGGUUUGUAAGGGUAAGUUUGUUCACAUUCAAUUGUACACAUUGUGUUAAGAUGGGUAAAAGAAACAUGUAGGUAAUUAUGAUUUAAAACGAGCAUUAAGUCCAAUUGUAAGUACAGCCCAAAAAUCUGGGUGUAUAGAAAAACACUUUCUACAUGACUGUCUUGUUCAUGUACCCUUCAAAAUUAAUAAUUUAUGCCUUCCUUGUCUUUAUUUCAGAGUCCAUGCAAACACUCUCUCUGUUUAACAUGCGCAGAAAAGGGAAAUGGAAAAUGCCCAAGGUACAAGUAGAUUUAAAAUAGAUUUCAUCAUUUUUGUUACCUCAGUGCAACUUGGUCUGCCAAAAAAUAAUGUUUACACUGGGCUGUACAUUCAAUGCUAUGUCACUAGAAACGUGGUUGCUUUUGUUUGUACGUAAUUUUUACUACAACUUGUUUAAUCAAGACCAGGCACUUUGGAGUUCUCAAAAACUCGUUUGAUUGGGUUUUUGAGGUCCAGAACCAAGUACAUGCAAUGUUACGCCAAGUGUGGAUGACCUUGGUUGUUCAUGUUAUUUUGACUUUAACUUGCUUAAGCACAAGGCACUUCAGAGUUCUUAAAAACGUGUUCCAAAGGGUUUGUAAGUUCUAGAACUAAUAUUACUUUCAAUGCUAUGCCACUAGAAGUGUGGUUGACUUUGGUUGUUCGUGUAAUUUUGACUAAACUUGCUUAAUAAUCACAAGGCACUUUGGAGUUCUUUUAAACUUGUUCCAAAGGGUUUGCGAGUUCUAGAACCAAUAAUAACUGGAAUUUGGAAGUGUAAGAUCGUUACCAGGACUUGAAUUUUGGCCACAUGACAAAAAAAAAUCUCAAAAUUCAAAUGAUGAAAAAGAGACGAAAAUCAAAGUUUUGAUUGACGUACUGACGAGCCAUGCACCUAAGUUGCUGAAAGUUGCCUUUCAUGGUCCCAGAGUUGUUGAUACCAAGAUCCAGCCUAUAAGUACGUGCAGUCUCCCACCUCCCUGUUUUUGUCUUGUCACACAACGCUCCUCCCUCCUCUCCUUUCCCCUCCCUUUUGUGGGGAGUAGUGUUGCGUGACGUGACAAAAACGGUUGCUUGAGAGACUAGUUUACAAUAUAUAACGGGAAUAAUAUCCAAAAUGGCAAUAUUUCGAAAAAUUGCCCUUCAUCAGGGUCUCUGAAGUCAUGUAAAUUUUACUUUAGGUGUGGGGAAAGUGUUCAGAGGAUUGAGUGAGCAGCGCUGGGCAGUGUGUAUGUAUACCCCCUUGUAUAGCAAUUCCAAAUAAUCAAAAAUGAUGAUUUUUCCCUGUCUUGUUAUGCAAUGUCUUUAGGUCUCAUUAUGUUUGGAGGGAAGUUUUUGACAAGUUUUUUCCCAGAAGCUGGGGUUCAAGAACGAAUGAAAGAACAUGGGAAAGAUCCAUUGUGGAAAAUCAAGUAUGAACAACAUUUUAUGAAUUUAAGAAUUUGCUCGAUUAAGAGUCAAAGUGAUGUUCACGUAUAAAUUCAUUUGGUUAAUAAGACCAAGUAUAAAAAUAAUUUUAGACAUAAAGAGUUUGUAUUUUCAGGUAUGCUUCUAAUGGAAGUACACUAUUUUCUGCCUGGAGUUGUUUGCAAGUAAGUCAUACUCUGUGGUAAUUGACGUGCAUUAAGUGAUCUCUUGACUAGCCAUUAACAAUAUUAAUUUUCAACUUUUCUCAAAUCAACAGAUGUUGGUUACUGUUAAACCUCUAAAAAGUAGCCCCUAUUUUGUGGCCACCCUCUUUUUAGCCAGGACUACUAAAAAUAUCAGUAAAUCAUUGAAAAUAGAACAUCUGUAAUAUACAUCUAUCACCCGAAGGGGAGGUAAAAUAAUAGUGGUGGAUUUAGCAAGACGCGAAGUAUCGAGGUAUAUAUCAAGCGCUAUGAACCGACUCUGAGGGGGUAGUUGUAUUAGACUAGUAUUUACCAAAUCAGUUGAAUAAAACUGAAAAAAGUGACUUUUUGUAAAUUAAAAACGUCACUUAGUAGCAACUUUGUUUUCAAUUUACAAACAUUUCAGGGAUUUUGUCAAGUGCGUUUUACGAUUUUGUGGCAAAUUCCCCUACUUUUCCCUUCCUCCCUAUCCCCUACCCCUUUCGACGCCUGUUAUGCAGGCUAUUACAGUCCCUCUAUUGUUCUCGUCUCCUCCCAAACCGCCCCCGCCACCUAAGUUGUUUUGACACUCAUGCAAGAUGGCAGCUCGUAACGCAAAGCGCUCGAUCUCGACGAUCUUACUGAAAAAUAGAGGACUGUGAACAGUCUAGGCCAAUCGUGAGGCGCAUAAGAAACUCGGAAGAAAUCCGCCUAUCAGAAACGCUCACAUAUGUCCUUGCAAUUCUGCAGGAUAUUUGAACGAGUUUUUGUUCACUAAUUCGCGGAUGGACUAUACAAAUGGUUUAUAAGACGAGUGCGUGAACCGGCUGCAACACAGACUGCUUCCCGGCUACCGGGCAUGUAGCUCGGGCAUGUAGCCACAACGUAUUAUAAUUUGACCCCUCAUUAUCCAGAAUUUCAGACGAUUGCUUCGAGUCGUUUUUACUCCCUCAGCUGAAGGAGUAAAAACUACUCGAAGUAAUCGUGUAAAAUUCAGGCUAACCCCUCAUAAUGCUUUAUUAUUUUCCAAUUUUUUAUGGAUGGCUGCAUUUCGGGAGCUAUUUCUCGAAGCACUAAAGUCACUUUUGUUGACGUAAUUUGAUCAAAAUGGAACUAAAUGCUAAAGGAAGGGAAAAAUCCCAUAGGUUUAAUUUCUUCUUGGUAGAAGGGUUGAUUGUUGCUUAUAGGUACGUUUUGUGCAAGUCUGGUUAUUAUGUGAAGGAAAAUGCAAUUGACUUUUAUACUCACUUGCUUUGCAAAAUAUGAUCUCCUCGUAGACUUUUUCGUCGUGACAAAUCAAGCGAACUAUCAAGACUGCUCGGGAAUUUAUAACUGAGGUAGGUAUUGUAUUAGCUGAAGCUAUACUCGAACUACACGGUUCCUUUAACUUAGAACGGCAUUUGGUCAUUUAUCUCGCGGAAACUUUUGUCAAAGUAUUCUAUCUUCAUUUAGAAUAACCAAGCGAUCAGGAAAACACAACUCGCUUCGCAGCUGAGCGAUUGUGGUUUCUUGGGUAUAGAGUACAGUCGACGCUGUCAGACACUGUUUCGACAAUUAGGCCUAGGAAUAAUUUCGUGAGUAGCAGCGCGUCAGUGAUAAUAAGCAUUUUUUCUCUUUCCCAAAUUUAUUUCGUUUCGCAGAAUAGAAUAAGCCGGGCGUUACUCACGGGCACGAUUUGAAAGAAGCUAAAUACCCACCAGUCUCAAAGCGAACCUAGAAAGUGAAAACGCCUUCUCUUAAGCUCCAGAAUACGUGCAUAUUAGCCAUUAUGCUCAGAUUUUCGAGCAUAAUAAUUAUGUCUAACCCUAAUUUACAGCGUCGAAACUACGCUAUGCCCGAGAAACCACAACCCCUCAUCUGCGAAGCCAUUCUUGUUUUCCUUAUCGCUUGGUAAUUCUAAAUAAAGAUGGAAUACUUUCAGACGAUUAGAAAGUACUAUAAAAAGGGAUUUUGCAGAAAUUCUAGAAAAUUUUCAGACUGCCGGGCAUGCAUAGUUUUUUUUAAGACCCUUCCCGGGUGCCGAGCAUAUAGCCACAGCGUAUUAAUAACUGUAUGUAUUUGAUUUAAUUUGACCACUCUUCAGCCUGAAUUUCAGACGAUUGCUUCGAGUCGAAGUAAUCGUCAAGAAAUUCGGGCUAACCCCUUGCUUUUAUUCAUGGAUGGCUGCAUUUCGGAAGCUAUUUCUGGAAGCACUUACGUCACUUUUGUUGAAACUGAAAGCUAAAGGAAGGGAAAAAUCCCAUAGGUUUAAUUUCUUCUUGGUAGAAGGGUUGAUUGUUGCCUAUAGGUAAGUUUUGUGCAAGUCCGGUUAUUUUGUGAAGGAAAAUACAAUUGACUUUUAUACUGACUUGCUUUGCAAUAUAUGUUUUCCUCGUAGACUUUUUCGUCGUGACAAAUCAAGUGAACUAUCAAGACUAAUCGAGAAUUUAUAACUGAGGUAGGCAUUACAGUAGCUGAAGCUAUACUCGAACUACACGGUUCCUUUAUCUUAGAACGGCAUUUUUCAUUUAUCUCGAGGAAACUUUUGUCAAAGUAUUCUAUCUUCAUUUAGAAUAACCAAGCGAUCAGGAAAACAAAACUCGCUUCGCAGCUGACCUGUUGUGGUUUCUUGGGUAUUCUCGGUUUUCACUGACUCACGUGAGAACGCAGAAAUAAAAAUGGAAACCUUUUAAUACAGAAAGUCUAGAAUCUGGGAAAUGAGAGAAGAUAAAUANCGUCACUUUUGUUGAAACUGAAAGCUAAAGGAAGGGAAAAAUCCCAUAGGUUUAAUUUCUUCUUGGUAGAAGGGUUGAUUGUUGCCUAUAGGUAAGUUUUGUGCAAGUCCGGUUAUUUUGUGAAGGAAAAUACAAUUGACUUUUAUACUGACUUGCUUUGCAAUAUAUGUUUUCCUCGUAGACUUUUUCGUCGUGACAAAUCAAGUGAACUAUCAAGACUAAUCGAGAAUUUAUAACUGAGGUAGGCAUUACAGUAGCUGAAGCUAUACUCGAACUACACGGUUCCUUUAUCUUAGAACGGCAUUUUUCAUUUAUCUCGAGGAAACUUUUGUCAAAGUAUUCUAUCUUCAUUUAGAAUAACCAAGCGAUCAGGAAAACAAAACUCGCUUCGCAGCUGACCUGUUGUGGUUUCUUGGGUAUUCUCGGUUUUCACUGACUCACGUGAGAACGCAGAAAUAAAAAUGGAAACCUUUUAAUACAGAAAGUCUAGAAUCUGGGAAAUGAGAGAAGAUAAAUAUACAAAACGCCUUGCCAAGAAUCAGGUCUAUGCAAUAGUUCAUAUGCGAGAUAUUCGUAAAAACGUUUGACCCAAAUUUAUGAAGCUUUGUAUGGAGACGCCAUCAUUGUUUGUGUCCCUUUCAGGGGCACAAAUAUGGCUGCCGGAAACCAAUAUAAACAUCUGUUUUUGAGUUUUCCUACUUAUUCGUGAAUUCUUCGCUUGAAGAACUCAUAAAGAUUAAAGUAAUAUUCAUUCUAAGACAAGGAAUGUUUAGAUAGCAAAAUCUCCAAAAAUCCGUAAUGUUUUUAACCCAUAUAAGAGCUUUCCCGGCCGGCAGCUAAAAAUGCCGCGUCACGCAAAAGCCUGGAAAUUCAAGAGUCCCGUAUCGAAAAACAAAGAACCAGUUUGAACCUAAAAUUUUUUUUGUGUAAAGGUUUUAAGGUGCUCUAGUAUCACAUGAAAGUAGAAACUCAGAUGAAGCGAUAGUUUCUUAGUUUGAAUUUUGGUGACGUCAUGUGAAAACCAAGAAUUCUUGGUGUGGGAUGUGCCGCCCGGUUCUUUAAAUCCUGACCCGAUUUCAGACCAAAAUGGGCAAAGUGUGUACCCAUUUUCAGACCAAAACGACGCAAAAACCCUAGGGUCUGCCGAAUUAUGCUCGAAAAAUAGAGUAUUUUGCUUUUGGGCGUCACCCGUGAAACUAGGGUAUUAUGCUCAAAAUUAUGCUCGACUGGAGGUAUUAUGCUCAAAUUAUGCCGGACUAAAAUGACACUUUCAAUGGAAUCAAACCACUAUGAGAUGACGCGGCGUUACCAAAGCUUAUCAUUUUCUUUAAAUAUUAGCGAAUGGUGUGGCUAGCAUGCUCUUUCACUGUUUUUAUGAUUCUUAAAACUGCUUUUCAAAAUAUUUCGAAAACGCUCUCAUGGAAUUUGUUCAAACUUUGCCAUAAUUGAGGCAAUUAUGGCAGGUACAUUGCCUAGUCCCUAGGCCUCAUUAUAAUGCGCGGCCGAUGCGUUUUGGGUCACGUGGUCCGAGAAAGUUUUUGAGGGCGUCUCCCGGCCGUUCAUCUCGCAUACGUCACCGAAAUGCAUUGACCGAGAGGGCCUGAAAAAACGCCGUACAGGGACUAGGCAAGCAGGUACAUACCCCCUUAAGCGAUUUCUUCAAAAAACUCCUGGUACAGCGAAACACAAAGAUAAAUAAAAAACGUAAUGGCGUCAUUACGUUGCCAUAGCGACUCCGAUUGCAAUAAAACCCAGAUCAUAAGAAAUUUUCAUCUUUAUAGAGUACAGUUGUGGUAACCUUUUUCCCAUAUCUUUACUCAUGCCGACGUAGUUAGCGCUCAAACUUGGGAGGUAUCCCCCUAAAAAAAUCCAGUCGAGCCACCUUAAUUUGACCCCUCUUUAGCCUGAAUUUCAGACGAUUCGUUUUUACUCCGUCAUCUGAGGGAGUAAAAGGUAAAAACGACUCGAAGUGAUCGUCUGAAAUUCAGGCUAACCCCUCAUAUGCUCUUAAAGGAAGGGAAAAAUCCCACAGGUUUAAUUAGGGUUGAUUGUUGCUUAUAGGUAAGUUUUGUGCAAGUCCGGUUAUUUUGUGAGAAAAAUGCAAUUGACUUUUAUACUGACGUGCUUUGCAAAAUAUCAUUUUCUCGUAGACUUUUUCGUCGGGACAAAUCAAGCGAACUAUCAAGACUACUCGCGCGGGAAUUUAUAACUGAGGUAGGCAUCUGAAGCUAUACUCGAACUACACGGUUUCUUUAACUUAGAACGGCAUUUGGUCAUUUAUAUCGCGGAAACGUUUGUCAAAGUAUUCUAUCUUCAUUUAGAAUAACCAAGCGAUUAGGAAAACAAAACUCGCUUCGCAGCUGAGCGAUUGUGAUUUCUUGGAUAUAGAGUACAGUCGUCAGACGCUGUUUCGACAAUUAGCCUAGGAAUAAUUUCGUGAGUAGCAGCGCGUCAGUGAUAAUAAGCAUUUUUUCUCUUUCCCCAAUAUAUUUCGUUUCGCAGAAUAGAAUAAGCCGGGCGUUACUCACGGGCACGAUUUCAAAGAAGCUAAAUACCCACCAGUCUCAAAGCGAACCUAGAAAGUGAAAACGCCUUCUCUUAAGGUCCAGAAUACAUGCAUAUUAGCCAUUAUGCUCAAAUUUUCGAGUAUAAUAAUUAUAUCUAAUCCUAAUUUACAGCGUCGAAUCUACUCUAUGCCCGAGAAACCACAACCCCUCAUCUGCGAAGCCAUUCUUGUUUUCCUGAUCGCUUGGUAAUUCUAAACGAAGGUGGAAUACUUUCAGAUGAUUAGAAAGUACUAGAAAGAGAGAUUUUGCAGAAAUUCUUGAAAAUUUUCAGACUGCCGGACAUUCAUAGUUUUUUUAAGACCCUUCCCGGCUACCAGGCAUAUAGCCACAGCGUAUUAUAUAACUGUAUGUAUUUGACUUAAUUUGACCAAUCUUAAGCCUGCAUUUCAGACGAUUGCUUCGAGUCGAAGGAAUCGUCAAGAAAUUCGGGCUAACCCCUUACUUUUAUUCAUGGAUGGCUGCAUUUCGGGAGCAAUUUCUGGAAGCACUUACGUCACUUUUGUUGAAACUGAAAGCUAAAGGAAGGGAAAAAUCCCAUAGGUUUAAUUUCUUCUUGGUAGAAGGGUUGAUUGUUGCCUAUAGGUAAGUUUUGUGCAAGUCCGGUUAUUUUGUGAAGGAAAAUGCAAUUGACUUUUAUACUGACUUGCUUUGCAAUAUAUGUUUUCCUCGUAGACUUUUUCGUCGUGACAAAUCAAGCGAACUAUCAAGACUAAUCGAGAAUUUAUAACUGAGGUAGGCAUUGCAUUAGCUGAAGCUGAGUUUGACUAAUAGUCGCGGGUCGCGAGUCGCGGGUCCAAAGUCGCGGUCGCGGGUCCAAUGCCGCGGUCGCGGGUCCAAAGUCGCGGUCGCGGGUCCAUUGUCGCGGUCGCGGGUCCAAUGUCGCGGUAGGGGAAAAUGAUUUGGGGUUCGAGGUAACAGCUGAGUGAAAACGACUGAUAUGAACACAAUAUAAAGGGAGAAAAUCUUUUUUAUGCACGAUACUCUACGGUAGCCAAUUUACAGGUUACGGAUGUCAGAGUCAACAAAAUAAUGUCUUAAGAAAAGACCUAAAAGAAAAAGCUGGCCGACUUUUGUGUUCACCGCAAGUUUAUUUUGUUUUUCUUUCUAUCGGGCCCAGUUAUGUAUAAAUUCAGCUUUGAAUAUACUUAUGCAUAACAGUAUCUGAUAAAAAAAAGUUACCAUAAGUUACCAUUGCUUUCUUCUUGUCGAUGAAUUGCUCACAAAUGCUUAGGGGUUCAUUUACUGAAAAAUAUGCGAUACACUUCAUAGACUACAGAUUAUAAACGUUACAACAGCUUAAAGCGUUUUUUAAAAAAAGCGAACUCGGGCUCAAAAAGCUCCGGGUCUGUCGGUAGAAGAAACGAGAACUCUUAUAUUUAACAAAUGUUUUCGACAAAACUGAAAGAAAAUGUAAAUAGGCGCAUGAAACUUCAUUCAAACGGUAUUCAAGGCAUGAAUUUAAUAUGGAGCAAGUAAUAAUCCACAGAAAGGAGUCUGUUCUUGGAAGCAAGAUUUUCGCUUAAUGCUUUUAUUUUUACAACUGAGACGGCAACCCAGAGUGUUCAAUAUAACUUCUUGUUCUCUUCACCUAAAUGACAACCAGGACAACCUGACAAUAGGAAGCCAUUCAAAGUGCGUCUCAGUCAAAUCUUGAAAACAUGCAUCGUAAAUAACUAAGUGAGUAAGUAGGUAAGGAAAUAAUAACGCCCGAUAUCAUGAAGCUGAAAAAGAAAGUAAACCAGACGCUGAAAACGGUAAGUUAUCAACUCCACCAGAGCUAAGAAAAGACAAUAAAUUAGGUAAGUAAUUCCAGAUUCCAGGUACUGGAUUCAAGUCUUUGUCAGUAGAACCAAGAGACUAUGGACGCGAUCCAUUCAACCAAAAUUCCAACCGGUCCGACCGGGAAAAGUGGUCCACCUCAAAAGGUGGACCCGUUUUUUCGAAAAAUUUCCGGUUGGACCGAACUGAUCCAUUGAGUUUUGGACCGAAAUUUCCGGAAAUUUUGGUUGAAUGGAUCGCGCCCUGUGAUCUAUUCUCUCUUGGUAGAACUUGGAUUCCGGAUUUCAAUCGUUAGUGGGAACAAACUCCUAUCUGUGGACAAGAGAGGAUAAAGCUCGAGCUUUAUCCCCUCUUUCUGUGGAUUAUUACUUGUUUCUAUAUUAAAUUCAUGCCUUGAAUACCCACUUGAAUGUACUUUACUGGCACUUCAAGCCCAACGUCUCUCCUCCUCUUUCCAGUUACUUGUGCAAAGAGUUUAUUUUGGGAGUUUGCGACCAGGAAGUUUUUCAACAAGCGUUUUCUUUAUUUUUGCCGAAAACAUUUGUUAAAAUUGAAACAGUUCUCGUUUCUUCUACCGACAGACUAGUAGCUUUUCGAGCCCGAGUUAGCCUUUUUUAAAAAAGGUUUUAAGUUGUUGUAACGUUUAUAAUUUAUAGUCUAUGAAGUGUAUCGCACAUUUUUCAGUGAAUGCACCCCUAAGAAUUUGUGAGCAAUUCAUAGACAAGAAGAAAACAAUGGUAACUCAUGGUAACAUUUUUAUCAGAUACUGUUAUGCAUAAGUACAUUCAAAGCUGAAUUUAUACAUAACUGGGCCCGAUAGAAAGAAAACAAAAUGAACUUGCGGUGAACACAAAAGUCGGCCAGCUUUUUCUUUUAGGUCUUUUCUUGAGACAUUAUUUUGUUGACUCUAACAUCCGUAACCUGUAAAUUGGCUACCGUAGAGUAUCAUGCAUAAAAACGAUUUUUUGCCCUUUAUAUUUUUUUCAUAUCACUCGUUUUCACUCAAGUACCUCGAACUCCAAUCAUUUUCUCCUGCCGCGACAUUGGACCCGCGACCUCGACUUUGGACCCGCGACCGCGACUUUGGACCCGCGACCGCGACAUUGGACCCGCGACCGCGACUUUGGACCCGCGACCCGCGACCCGCGACCCGCGACCCGCGACUAUUAGUCAAACUCGCUGAAGCUAUACUCGAACUACACGGUUCCUUUAUCUUAGAACGACAUUUUUCAUUUAUCUCGAGGAAAUUUUUGUCAAAGUAUUCUAUCUUCAUUUAGAAUAACCAAGCGAUCAGGAAAGCAAAACUCGCUUCGCGUCUGAGCGGUUGUGGUUUCUUGGGUAUGGAGUACAGUCGACGCUGUUUCGACAAUUAGCCUGGGAAUAAUUUCGUGAGUAGCAGCGCGUCAGUGAUAAUAAGCAUUUUUUCUCUUUCCCUAAUAUAUUUCGUUUCGCAGAAUAGAAUAAGCCGGGCGUUACUCACGGGCACGAUUUCAAAGAAGCUAAAUACCCACCGGUCUCAAAGCGAACCUAGAAAGUGAAAACGCCUUCUCUUAAUGCUCCAGAAUACAUGCAUAUUAGCCAUUAUGCUCAAAUUUUCGAGUAUAAUAAUUAUAUCUAACCCUAAUUUACAGCGUCGAAUCUACUCUAUGCCCGAGAAACCACAACCCCUCAUCUGCGAAGCCAUUCUUGUUUUCCUGAUCGCUUGGUAAUUCUAAAUGAAGGUGGAAUACUUUCAGACGAUUAGAAAGUACUAGAAAAAGGGAUUUUGCAGAAAUUCUUGAAAAUUUUCUGACUGCCGGGCAUUCAUAGUUUUUUAAGACCCUUCCCGGGUGCCGAGCAUAUAGCCACAGCGCAUUAAUAAUUGUACGUAUUUGAUAUAAUUUGACCACUCUUUAGCUUGAAUUUCAGACGAUUGCUUCGAGUCGAAGUAAUCGUCAAGAAAUUCGGGCUAACCCCUUGCUUUUAUUCAUGGAUGGCUGCAUUUCGGGAGUAAUUUCUGGAAGCACUUACGUCACUUUUGUUGAAACUGAAAACUAAAGGAAGGGAAAAAUCCCAUAGGUUUAAUUUCUUCUUGGUAGAAGGGUUGAUUGUUGCUUAUAGGUAAGUUUUGUGCAAGUCAGGUUAUUUUGUUAAGGGAAAUGCAAUUGACUUUUUUAUACUGACUUGCUUUGCAAAAUAUGUUUUCCUCGUAGACUUUUUCGUCGUGACAAAUCAAGCGAACUAUCAAGACUAAUCGAGAAUUUAUAACUGAGGUAGGCAUUGCAUUAGCUGAAGCUAUACUCGAACUACACGGUUCCUUUAUCUUAGAACGGCAUUUGGUCAUUUAUCUCGAGGAAACUUUUGUCAAAGUAUUUUAUCUUUAUUUAGAAUAACCAAGCGAUCAGGAAAACAAAACUCGCUUCGCAGCUGAGCGAUUGUGGUUUCUUGGGUAUAGAGUAGAGUCGACGCUGUCAGACGCUGUUUCGACAGUUAGCCUAGGAAUAAUUUCGUGAGUCGCAGCGCGUGAUAAUAAGAAUUUUUUCUCUUUCCCCAAUAUAUCCCGUUUCGUUUCGCAGAAUAGAAUAAGCCGGGCGUUACUCACGGGCACGAUUUCAGACAAGCUAAAUACCCGCCAGUCUCAAAGCGAACCUAGAAAGUGAAAACGCCUUCUCUUAAGCUGCAGAAUACAUACAUAUUAGCCAUUAUGCUCAAAUUUUCGAGCAUAAUAAUUAUAUCUAACCCUAAUUUACAGCGUCGAAACUACUCUAUGCCCGAGAAACCACAACCCCUCAUCUGCGAAGCCAUUCUUGUUUUCCUGAUCGCUUGGUAAUUCUAAAUGAAGAUGGAAUACUUUCAGAUGAUUAGAAAGUACUAGAAAAAGGGAUUUUGCAGAAAUUCUUGAAAAUUUUCUGACUACCGGACAUUUAUAGUUAUUUUUUAAGACCCUUCCCGGGUGCCAAGCAUAUAGCCACAACGUAUUAAGCCUGAAUUUCAGACGGUUGCUUCGAGUCAAAGUAAUCGUCAAGAAAUUCGGGGUAACCCCCUGCUUUUAUUCAUGGAUGGUUGCAUUUCGGGAGCUAUAUUUCUGGAAGCACUUACGACACUUUUGUUGAAACUGAAAGCUAAUAAAGGAAGGGAAAAAUCCCAUAGGUUUAAUUUCUUCUUGGUAGAAGGGUUGAUUGUUGCUUAUAGGUAAGUUUUGUGCAAGUCCGGUUAUUUUGUGAAGGAAAAUGCAAGUGACUUUUAUACAGACUUGUUUUACAAAAUAUGUUUUCCUCGUAGACAUUUUCGUCGUGACAAAUCAAGCGAACUAUCAAGACUACUGGGGAAUUUAUAACUGAGGUAGGCAUUGCAUUAGCUGAAGUUAUACUAGAACUCCUCGGUUCCUUUACCUUAGAACGGCGCGCAUUUCGUUAUUUAUCUCGCAGAAACUUUUGUCAAAGCAUGUCUCUGUUUAAAAGGCCUUGUUGUAUAUGAUCUUUCAGUUCGCGGGGGACUUUUUCCCAUCCCAUCAUGUAGGAUUUCCUCUCAGCCCUUUCACUGAUUUAUUAUGCAUACAUGGUUAUCAUUCCACUCUGUAUAAAGUUGAACCUGAACUUGAACUUGUUUUGCAAAAUAUGUUUUUCUCGUAGACUUUCCGUCGUGACAAAUCAAGCGAACUAUCAAGACUACAUGUACUCGGAAAUUUAUAACUGAGGUAGGCAUUACUAGAACUCCACUGUUUCUAGUUACCUUAGAACGGCAUUUGGUCAUUUAUAUCGCGGAAACGUUUGUUAAAGUGUGUCUCUGUUUAGUAAGGCCGUGUUGUAUAUGAUUUUUCAGUUCCAGGGGUCUUUUUCAGCGAUAGAGCCCAUCAUGAAGGAUUUCAUCUCAGCCCUUUCACUGAUUUAUUAUGCAUACAUGGUUAUCAUCCCACUCUGUAAACAGUUGAACCUCUAUUAAGUAGUCACCUAUUAAGUGGUCAUCCUCCAUUAAGCGGCCAGUAAUCAAAGUUCCGAAAUAUUUGUAGAAAAGAAUGAGAAAGUAAACCUGCUGAUUUCAUUGCUACCCGGAUUGACGGUCAUGAGAUUUGACACUAAUCACGUGACGUAUGGCUUCGCAGCACGUAAACAGUUGCAAAAAUUGUAGCAGGCGAGAGUUCUGUCGUGGGAUCCGAAACAGUGAGAGAAACAUCUGGCUGGCAAGGAAAGCUUAUCACGGAAUUACAGACGAUUGCUUCGAGUCGUUUUUACUCCCUCAGGCUAAUCCCUAAUAUGCUUUAUUAUUUUCAAUUUUUCAUUGGAUGGCUGCAUUUCGAGAGCUAUUUGUGGUAGCACUUACGUCACUUUUGUUGGCGUAAUUAGAUCAAAAUGAAAGUGAAAGCUAAAGAAAGGGAAAAAUCACAUAGGUUUAAUUUGUUCUUGCUAGAAGGGUUGAUUGUUGCUUAAGGUAAGUUUUGUGCAAGUUCAGUUAUUAUGUGAAGGAAAAUGCAAUCGACUUUUAUACUGAAUUGUUUUGUAAAAUAUGACUUUUCCGUACGCUUUUUCGUGGUGACAAAUUGAAGCGAACUAUCAAGACUACUCGGGAAUUUAUAACUGAGGUAGGCAUUGUAUUAGCUGAAAUUAUACUAGAACUCCACGGUUCCUUACCUUAGAACGGCAUUUGGUCAUUUUUCUCGCGGAAACUUUUGUCAAAGCAUGUCUCUUUUUAAUAACCCGCCAGUUGUCUAUGAUCUUUCAGUUCGCAGGGGACUGUAGGAUUUCAUCUCAGCCCUUUCACUGAUUUAUUAUGCAUACAUGUCCGUACUCAUAGUAGUCUGCUACACAGCCGUUUUUAGGGUCUGCGUUGCGUGACGACAUAAAAAAAGGGCUGUGCAGAAGAGUCAUAUUUAUCAUUUGUGUUAAAUUAUAAGGGUUAGCUGUAUACAGGAAUCUUUCUAAACCGGCUCAUCCUCGGACGGGUGUAUUUGAGAAGAACUUGCAGUCUUCCUAAGUGACAUGACACAAAGAAAUUCAAAGACGUCAACGUAACAGAGCUAUACUAGCUAAGGAAAAUAGGAAGUAAAAAAAUAAAAACUCCCCAGGUUUUUACACGUUAUACCGAGUUGUUCUCCAUGCGCCUUCCUUUGCGCACACGAGGAAAGUUGAUGUUAGCGAAUUUCAAGUAAAAAAUUAGGUUCAGUCUGAGACUCCGACAUCGAAAACCACAAAUGAAAGGCUUCUGGCGGGAACAAUCUACAUUAGGUUUCUUAUCUACCUGAAAGCUAUCUAUGGACAAACCUCAUUCGCACUCUUGAGAUCUGCGUUGGUUUGUCUUCGAGGCUCUAGGACAAGAAGAGUGCCAUGUGACAUUAAGAAUGUUGAUAUCGACGUCGAAGUUGUUGAAGGAGCCAUUAAAUCGGACUAUUGAUGUGUUUCCUUACUUCAUAUAUAUCUCUUUAUUUCAUUAUUAUUAUUACUAUUUUUCUGUUUUUAGCAGUUGAAAGAAACUUUUGAAUUUUAGAGGUUGACAGUUUUUUUUAUUGAAAUUAAAUGUUUUUUAAUUCGAAUAAAUUUUUCUUAGUUAAUUAACUUUAAGUGCUUUUUAAAUCGACAGGAAUUGUNGAGUGCCAUGUGACAUUAAGAAUGUUGAUAUCGACGUCGAAGUUGUUGAAGGAGCCAUUAAAUCGGACUAUUGAUGUGUUUCCUUACUUCAUAUAUAUCUUUUUAUUUCAUUAUUAUUAUUACUAUUUUUCUGUUUUUAGCAGUUGAAAGAAACUUUUGAAUUUUAGAGGUUGACAGUUUUUUUUAUUGAAAUUAAAUGUUUUUUAAUUCGAAUAAAUUUUUCUUAGUUAAUUAACUUUAAGUGCUUUUUAAAUCGACAGGAAUUGUAAAUAGUGUUUUUGAAUGAAUAGUUUUUUCUUUUUUUAAGCGAAUUAAUUGUAAAUAGGAUUUUAUAAAUUAUUAAUAAAGUGUUCCUUUUUGAUAUAAAAAAAAUAAAUAAAAAUAAAAAUCUAUGGACAAAUUUAUUCAUUAACUCCUGCCACGAAAUUAAUAUUGUUCUCGAUUUUUCCUGACCAUUGCUCUUGCUCUUUACCAUAAUUAUAAUUUUCUGAAAUUCCACAAGCUUAAAAUAACUGGUGGUAUAGACAUAUAUAUUCUUUUCAUUUGCUGUACAUUUGUAUUCCGCUAGCAAGAGAUUUUAAACCUUAGAAAUUCACUUUCCGAAAUUUGACUUUUCUGAAUAUUCCUAAUGGCCCGAUUUGUAGUUUGUUGCCAAAAGCUUUAGUAUUUUCAGUGGUGGGUAGAUGAAUGUACAACGACUAGAUAGAUAAUAUACACCAUAAUUAUUUAAACAAUGGUAAAUCUGAUUUCUUUUCCCUUCGAUCACUAAUCACCCAAAAGAAUGUCUUUUUCCUUUUUUAGGAGAAGAUGCCAGUUUAGCAAGUCACCGUUACACAACGAUAAAAAACAAGUAGAACGAUCACUAUUUGUGGCAAACCAAAUGCGACGGUGAUAGAAAAGAACGAAUAAUAAAAGAGCUAAUAAAUAAGCUUUUACUCAAUGUUUUAAUUUUACUUUUCAUUUUCGUUAUCGCACGUUAUCUUACAUAAAGAGAAAUGGUAUCAACGAAAAAAAAACCACAACAUAACUACAUUUUUUUUUUCUAGAAGAGCUGAAAUAGCAAAGCAAGCAAAAAAAGGGGCAAUUAAAACUAUCUUCGGGAAAAGCAGUACGUAGAUUUUAUCUGCAAUUUGUUAUUGGAAUGGCUGCGAAAGGACAAACAGAGGCCACCUGUAAUCUUGGAAAUACUAACAAGAAUGCCGAUGAAGUUGGGGAGAGGACAGAGAAAGAAAAAGGGAAUAGUACUAUUGGCGACGCCAAUAUUAACUUUAAAGAUUUCCAGAACUUUAUAAACUACCUUGAAAUAUGCCUCAAAUUUUUCAGACAAGUGGGCGACAGGGCAAGAGAAGGAAAAGCGUACGGUAAUCUUGGCUGCGUCUAUUACAGUCAUGGAGACUUCCAGACAGCCAUAAAGUACCAUCAACUAGAGCUCAAAAUUUCCAAAGAAGUGGGAGACAGGGCAGGAGAAGGAAAUGCCUACUGUAAUCUUGGCAACGCCUAUUACAGUCUUGGAGAUUUCCAGAAAGCCAUAGAGUACCAUGAACGAGACCUCAAAAUUUCCAAAGAAGUGGGAGACAGGGCAGGAGAAGGAAGGGCGUACUGUAAUCUUGGCAACGCCUAUUACAGUCUUGGAGAUUUCCAGAAAGCCAUAGAGUACCAUGAACGAGACCUCAAAAUUUCCAAAGAAGUGGGAGACAGGGCAGGAGAAGGAAGAGCGUACUGUAAUCUUGGCAACGCCUAUUACAGUCUUGGAGAUUUCCAGAAAGCCAUAGAGUACCAUGAACGACACCUCAAAAUUUUCAAAGAAGUGGGAGACAGGGCAGGAGCAAGAAAAGCAUACGGUAAUCUUGGCAACGCCUAUUACAGUCUUGGAGAUUUCCGGAAAGCCAUAGAGUACCAUGAACGAGACCUCAAAAUUUCCAAAGAAGUGGGAGACAGGGCAGGAGAAGGAAAAGCGUACGGUAAUCUUGGCAACGCCUAUGACAUUCUUGGAGAUUUCCAGAAAGCCAUAGAGUACCAUGAACGAGACCUCAAAAUUUCCAAAAAAGUGGGAGACAGAGCAGGGGAAGGAAGAGCGUACUGUAAUCUUGGCUGCGCCUAUUACGGUCUCGGAGAUUUCCAGAAAGCCAUAGAGUACCAUGAACGAAACCUCAGAAUUUCUAAAGAAGUAGGAGACAAGGCAGGAGAAGGAAAAGCGUACGGUAAUCUUGGAAACGCUUUUAGAAAACUUGGACGUUUCCAACAAGCCAUAGAAUACCAUGAACGACACCUCAAAAUUUCCAAAGAAGUGGGAGACAGGGCAGGAGAAGGAAUUGCCUAUGGUAAUCUUGGCAACGUCUAUAACCGUCUUGGAGAUUUCCAGAAAGCUAUAAAGUACCACGAACGACAACUCAAAAAUUCUAAAGAAGUGGGAGACAGAGCAGGGGAAGGAAGAGCGUACGGUAAUCUUGGAAACGACUAUUACAGUCUUGGAGAUUUCCAGACAGCCGUAGAGUGCCAUGAACGACACCUCAAAAUUUCCAAAGAAGUGGGAGACAGGGCAGGAGAAGGAAUAGCGUACGGUAAUCUUGGAAACGCUUUUACAAAUCUUGGAGACUUCCAGAAAGCCAUAAACUACCAUGAACGACACCUCAAAAUUUCCAAAGAAGUGGAAGACAGGGCCGGAGAAGGAAUAGCGUACGGUAAUCUUGGCAACGACUAUGAUAGUCUUGGAGAUUUCCAGAAAGCCGUAGAGUACCAUGAACGACACCUCAAAAUUUCCAAAGAAAUGGGAGACAGGACAGGAGAAGGAACAGCGUACGGUAAUCUUGGAAACGCUUUUAGAAAUCUCGGAGACUUCCAGAAAGUCAUAGAGUACCAUGAACGACACCUCAAAAUUUCCAAAGAAGUGGGAGGCAGGGUAGAAGAAGGAAAUGCCUACUGUAAUCUUGGCAACGCCUAUGACAGUCUUGGAGAUUUCCAGAAAGCCAUAGAGUACCAUGAACGACACUUCAAAAUUUCCAAAGAAGUGGGAGACAGGGCAGGAGAAGGAAAAGCGUACUGUAAUCUUGGCUGCGCCUAUUACGGUCUCGGAGAUUUCCAGAAAGCCACAGAGUACCACGAACGAGACCUCAGAAUUUCUAAAGAAGUAGGAGACAGGGCAGGAGAAGGAAAAGCGUACGGUAAUCUUGGAAACGCUUUAAGAAAACUUGGACGUUUCCAACAAGCCAUAGAAUACCAUGAACGACACCUCAAAAUUUCCAAAGAAGUGGGAGACAGGGCAGGAGAAGGAAAAGCGUACGGUAAUCUUGGCAACGCCUACGACAGUCUUGGAGAUUUCCAGAAAGCCAUAGAGUACCAUAAACGGCACCUCAAAAUUUCCAAAGAAGUGGGAGACAGGGCAGGAGAAGGAAAAGCGUACGGUAAUGUUGGCAGCGCCUAUGACGGUUUUGAAGAUUUCCAGACAGCCGUUCAGUUUUAUAAAGACAGUGUAAUUGCCUUCGACUAUAUCAGGCGAAAUCGGAUAUCUAAUGACGAUUGCAAGAUUAAUCUUGGGAGUACGUAUGAUUUUGUUAAUUCGAGGCUAUGGGGGCUGCAGUUUAAGCAAGGUAAAGUCGUCGAGGCACUUUUAACUGCUGAUCAUGGACGUGCCCAGGCUUUAAAUGAUCUUUUGGAGUUCAAGUAUCGGUUUAAAUGUUUGUCUCCAGAAAUAGGAACAUUCUUUGCAACAACACAUGACAUUCUUAGUUACCUACCAUCAAAUACAGCUUUUAUAGGUAUCAACGAGGAAGGAAUAGUUAUCUGGGUGAACGACAAAGGAAACGAAAUCAAGACUAGAAGAACUCAGAUCGAUAUCUCCGUCAUAACCUAUUUUCAGUCUCUACUGGAGUCUGUACAUGAAGGAAUAGGUGUGAGAGCUGAUGUUAACUGUGAAGAUCGCUCAUUAAGGAACCCAAGCGAUAAAAAGUUAGCAGAAGAAAGAUCCAGUCAGCCAAGGUCGAAUUCCUAUUUUGAGAGAAUCUUAUUACAAACAUUUUACAAAGUUGUUAUGGACCCUAUAAGAGACCUACUCCAUAGCGAUGAGGUUGUGAUUGUUCCACAAGGACCUCUGUGUUUGGCCCCUUAUGCUGCUUUCAUGGACUUGGAAUCAAAGUUCCUCUGCGAAACUUUUAGAAUUCGCCUACUUCCCUCACUUUCUAGUCUGCGAUUAAUCCAAAACUGUCCAUCAGAUUGCCACAGCAAGACUGGAGCUCUUCUCGUCGGCGAUCCGUGGGUACAGGAGGUAGUUUAUGAAGGAAUGACGCUAGAGCAGUUACCGUGGGCCGCAAAGGAAGUGCAGAUGAUUGGGGAAAUACUUCAAACUGAACCUCUCGUUGGAAAGCAGGCAAUAAAAGAUGAAGUGUUAGAACGUAUCUCCUCGGUUGCUCUGGUGCACAUUGCUGCUCACGGUAAAAUGGAAACAGGAGAAAUUGCCUUGGCCCCAAACACAACACCUUCAUCCGUGAAUCCAACCAAGGAGGAUUACCUCUUAACUAUGAAAGAUGUUUUAGAGGCGCAAAUUAAGGCAAGACUUGUUGUACUUAGUUGUUGUCAUAGUGCCCGGGGAGAAGUCAAAUCUGAGGGUGUGGUUGGUAUUGCACGGGCAUUUUUGGGUGCUGGUGCUCGCUCUGUUCUGGUAUCCCUGUGGGCGAUCGACGACGAAGCUACUAUGGAGUUCAUGAAAGUUUUCUACCAACAACUAGUCCAUGGACGAACUGCCAGUGAGGCUCUGAAUAAAGCCAUGAAAUCCAUGAGAGAAUCUGACCGCUUUAACGCAGUGAAAUACUGGGCUCCGUUUGUUCUCAUUGGUGACGACGUAACGCUCGAGUUUGAGGGCAUCCAGUAA